AUGUAUCGCCAAUCAACAACGCCUGCUCAAAUUAAGUCUCGACAGCUUUCUCAUCUUAAUUCUCAGCUUGCACAGCUUCAUGCGCAUCUUUCUGAUUUGGAGAAUCAUUUUAGAGUGACAGCAAUUCAGGCAGACGCGGUAAGAAGAUUAGGAGGACUACAGGGAUCUAUGUUUAUAUCUGCUAGUAAGGUUUUUGGGGAAGAAAAUACUCAGAACAUGGAAUCAAAUUAA
This is a messenger RNA of Pneumocystis murina B123, 231 nucleotides long. RefSeq lists its product as hypothetical. Gene Ontology annotation, biological process: attachment of spindle microtubules to kinetochore. Gene Ontology annotation, cellular component: DASH complex. Bases 1 to 231 code for a protein of 76 amino acids. NCBI's taxonomy places the organism in Eukaryota, Fungi, Ascomycota, Pneumocystomycetes, Pneumocystales, Pneumocystaceae. The record is from RefSeq and is a predicted model, not a curated record. The transcript has 2 exons.